Messenger RNA from Dimorphilus gyrociliatus, 1032 nucleotides. The record is from the annotation of a GenBank genome assembly. NCBI's taxonomy places the organism in Eukaryota, Metazoa, Annelida, Polychaeta, Dinophilidae.
ACUAGGGAAGUUGUGAGCAAGCGCUAUUAAGCUUAGAAUUCAUAAAGCACAGAACUAAUCAUUACGAGAAUGGAACCUAAAUUCCCAGCGGAAAUAAUCAGAGUUGGUGCUGGAGCUCAACAACACGUUGAUGCGUAUCUGGAAUAUCACAGAAUUGUUAGAGAUGAUGAUGGCGGAACACCGUUUAGCGAAGCUGAUUUUGAAAGAUACAAGAGAAGAGUUGGUCCAAUGAGAAUUAAAAAUCGUAUAUACCUAAGUUGGGCAAAUAGUAAAGGCAUGGAAUGUAAGCAAAUUGGACCAGAAACCAAAUGCUUUUGCGGCCAUCUAUAUCAUCAACAUCAAGUUGAUUUUAGAACUCUUCCCUCCGAAAGGCCUAUUCAGCAGCCGUGUGAAAUACGGGGUUGUGGAUGUUUGACCUACACUUAUUGUCCAACUGCUAUGGGAGGUUCCCACCCUAAAUGCACUUGUAAGCAUUCCGGAGAACAACAUAGUACCAGAAAACCGUUUAAAUGCAAGCAAGUAAGCUGCAAAUGUUUCGGCUAUAAAUCAGCUUAUAAUUGUGGAUGCGGCGAACCUAUGUAUAAUCAUUCUAUGCAGUCUGAAAGUAAGGAGGAAAGAAUCGCCAAAGGAAAACCUAUUGGUCAAGAAGUGAUAUACAAAGCUAUGGGUGGUUUAACUGGAUUUUCCUCGCUUAUGGAUGGAUACAUGAGAUAUGAUAAUACGGGAAUAGGAGCUCUUCCAGAAGAAGUACUCAAUAGUCCAAUUACAAUGAAUGAUCAUCCAUUUUUGCGGGGAAAUUUAGCUUCUGUUGUAGCUCAUAGAAGGGCUAAUAAAAUGCCUAUUGAUGAAAGGGAAAUCAGAGAACUUGAAUCUCAACAACGUCGUCCAGGAGAAAGUGAAUUGGACUACUACGAAAGACGCUAUCAGGAACGGCAAAAACAAUCGAAAAUUUACAAAGGACCAAAGAAACCUGCUAUAUCAAAUGAACGUUCAAAUUUCUCAAUAACUGGUUCUUCUGUAAAACGUCGCUGA